CAGUCAACACAGGCCGGGAGGAAGGCACUAUUUUUGACCAGUGUGCUCCUGGUGCCGAGAGCAAGCUCGAAGAAGAGGUGCUUGCCGAGGAGCGCACUGAAGCCAGCAACCGCACUGCUUGCGCUUCUCAGCACCACUACUUUUUUCGCUAUGUCAAUUCUGCAGGCGCGCUAGGGCACCUGGGUUUCGCGAGUUCCGCAGAGGAUUAAGCAAGACACUCCGGCUGCACCAUGGCGGACAGCGAAGGAGGGUCCGAGCAGGAUGAUGUUUCAUUCCUUAGGACGGAAGACAUGGUGUGUCUUUCGUGCACAGCCACCGGCGAGAGGGUUUGUCUGGCGGCCGAGGGCUUCGGUAACAGGCACUGCUUCUUGGAGAACAUCGCAGACAAGAACAUCCCUCCUGACUUGUCUCAAUGCGUGUUCGUGAUUGAGCAAGCUCUUUCCGUGAGAGCUCUUCAAGAGCUGGUCACCGCAGCUGGAUCUGAAACAGGAAAAGGCACUGGAUCUGGUCACAGAACUUUACUCUAUGGCAACGCCAUUCUUCUGAGACACCAGAACAGCAAUAUGUAUUUGGCCUGCCUGUCGACAAGCUCUUCGAACGAUAAGCUUUCUUUCGACGUUGGUCUGCAAGAACACUCACAAGGUGAGGCUUGCUGGUGGACAGUGCACCCUGCCUCAAAGCAGAGAUCUGAGGGUGAAAAGGUGAGAGUCGGUGAUGACCUCAUCCUGGUGUCCGUCGCCACUGAGAGAUACUUGCACACGGCCAAGGAGAACGACGUCUCUGUGGUGAACGCUUCAUUCCACGUGACACACUGGUCAGUGCAGCCUUACGGCACUGGCAUCAGCCGCAUGAAGUACGUCGGCUACGUCUUUGGAGGCGACGUGUUGAGGUUUUUCCACGGCGGCGACGAAUGUCUCACGAUACCUUCGACGUGGAACGACCAGUCGGGUCAAAACAUUGUGGUUUACGAGGGCGGCAGCGUAAUGAGUCAGGCGCGCUCGCUUUGGCGCCUUGAGUUGGCCCGCACUAAGUGGUCCGGUGGAUUCAUCAACUGGUACCACCCGAUGAGAAUCCGCCACAUUACCACAGGACGAUAUCUGUGCGUUAACGAAAACAACGAACUGUAUUUGGUGAAGAGGGAGGAUGCUACCAUUGCAACUUCAACGUUCUGUCUGCGUCAAGAAAAAGACGACCAAAAAGUGGUGCUUGAGGACAAGGAUCUUGAGAUUAUUGGCGCACCAAUUAUCAAGUAUGGUGACAGCACAGUCAUCAUGCAGCACGCUGAAUCAGGGCUGUGGGUCUCUUACAAGUCAUACGAGACCAAGAAAAAAGGUGUAGGUAAAGUGGAAGAGAAGCAGGCGAUCCUGCACGAGGAAGGAAAAAUGGACGACGGCUUGGAUUUCAGCAGGAGCCAGGAAGAGGAAUCGAGAACCGCACGAGUUAUCAGGAAAUGCAGCUCCCUUUUCACCAAAUUCAUUACUGGGUUGGAAACUUUGCAAGUUGAGAGAAGGCCCUCACUCUUCUUCCAAAGUGUCAAUCUUGGCGAAAUGGUCAUGUGCUUGGAGGACUUGAUCAAUUACUUUGCCCAGCCAGAAGAAGACAUGGAACACGAGGAAAAGCAGAACAAACUUAGGGCGCUGAGAAACAGGCAGGAUCUGUUCCAAGAGGAGGGUAUCCUGAAUCUGAUCCUGGAGGCGAUUGACAAAAUCAACGUCAUCACCUCACAGGGUUUCCUAGUUUCCUUGGCUGGAGAUGAGUCUGGCCAAAACUGGGAGAAGAUUUCUGGAUAUCUCUACCAGCUGCUUGCCGCCAUCAUCAUGGGCAACCACACCAACUGCGCUCAGUUUGCCAACUCAAACAGGUUAAAUUGGCUUUUUAGCAGGCUGGGUUCCCAAGCAUCUGGAGAAGGAACAGGAAUGCUGGACGUACUCCAUUGCGUUCUGCACGAUUCUCCGGAAGCUCUGAACAUGAUGAGGGAUGAGCACAUCAAGGUUAUUAUUUCCCUGCUGGAAAAGCAUGGCCGUGAUCCAAAGGUUCUAGACGUUCUGUGCUCACUGUGUGUUGGUAACGGAGUGGCUGUGCGCUCCUCGCAAAACAACAUUUGCGACUUCUUGCUUCCCGGCAAAAAUCUUCUUCUUCAAACAAUGCUGGUCGACCACGUGGCCAGCGUGCGACCGAACAUCUUCCUCGGCCGAGUCCAGGGUUCUGCCCAGUACCAGAAGUGGUACUUUGAGGUGACCCUGGACCACAUGGAGCAGACGACCCACAUGAUGCCCCACCUGCGCAUCGGCUGGGCCAACACGGCCGGCUACAUCCCGUACCCUGGCGGCGGCGAAAAAUGGGGCGGUAACGGAGUUGGCGAUGACCUUUACUCGUUCAGCUUCGACGGCGCCAACCUGUGGACCGGCGGCCGCUGCACCUCCGCCAUCCCCGGUAUGACUGAACCCUUCAUCAGAAAGGGCGACGUGAUCGGCGUCGCCAUGGACCUCACCAUUCCCUGCAUUUCUUUCACCUUCAACGGCGUUAAGGUCAAGGGCACCUUCCGCCAUUUCAACCUUGAUGGCAUGUUCUUCCCUGCGAUCAGUUGCUCCUCAAAGCUGAGCUGCCGCUUCCUGUUUGGUGGAGACCACGGCAGGCUGAAAUACCCUCCUCCUGAGGAAUUCUCUCCUUUGGUGGAGAGCCUUCUGCCAAACCAGAUUCUAUCAAUCGAUCCGUGUUUCUACUUUGGCAACCUCGUCAAAGGAAUAAUGUCGGGACCCUGGCCUGUCGAGGAUGACACCGCCUUUGUCCCCGUGCCAGUGGACACGACCACCAUCACCCUUCCCUCUUACAUCGAAAGCAUUCGUGACAAGUUGGCGGAAAACAUUCACGAGAUGUGGGCUAUGAACAAAAUCGAGGCCGGCUGGUCUUACGGCGAGCGCAGAGACGACAUUCGCCACAUCCACCCUUGCCUCACACAGUUCGCGAAUCUGCCGCCCGCCGAGAAAAGAUACGACUCGCAGCUUGCUGUGCAAACGCUAAAGACCAUCCUGGCGCUUGGCUAUUACAUUACUAUGGAUAAACCUCCAUCUCGCAUCAAAAAUGUUCGCCUGCCUAACGAUCCUUUCAUGCAAAGCAACAGUUACAAACCAGCACCUUUGGACCUGAGUGCAGUAACAUUGACCACCAAAAUGGAGGAACUGGUCGAUUCGCUGGCCGAAAAUACGCACAAUCUGUGGGCCAAAGAGCGAAUCAAUCAGGGAUGGACCUAUGGCCUGAACGAGGAUCCAGACAUGCGCCGCAGCCCGCACUUGGUACCUUACAGCAAGGUCGAUGACCUGAUCAAGAAGGCCAAUAGGGACACUGCCAGUGAAACUGUGCGCACCUUGCUCGUUUACGGCUACAAUCUGGAGCCCCCGACCGGAGAGGCUAACGACGCUUUGCUUGCUGAAGCUGCCAGAUCUAGGAGGAUCGAAUUCAGAACGUACAGAGUGGAGAAGAACUACGCCGUUACGAGUGGAAAAUGGUAUUUUGAGUUUGAGGUUCUGACUACUGGUCCCAUGCGCGUCGGCUGGGCCAGAGCUGACUGUCCCCCUGGCUGCCAAUUAGGCAGCGACGAGUACUCGUGGGCGUUUGACGGCUACAACGAAGAAAAAUGUCACGGCGGCGCCGCAGAGACAUUUGGCAAACAGUGGGUAGUGGGCGAUGUUGUUGGCGUCUGCCUCGAUCUAAUUGAUCGCACGAUCAGUUUCUCGCUGAAUGGCGAGCUCUUGAUGGAUGCUUUGGGCGGAGAAACCUCUUUCGCCGACGUGCAGGGCGACUCCUUCGUGCCCGCUUUCACUCUCGGCGUUGGCCAAAGAGCGAAACUGACUUACGGCCAGGACGUCAAUGCCCUCAAGUUCUUCACAAUGUGUGGUCUGCAGGAGGGCUACGAACCGUUCUGCGUGAAUAUGAUGCGACCUGUUACAUACUGGUACACAAAGGACCAGCCGAUCUUCGAGAACACUGACGACAUGGCUGACACGCGUAUCGACGUGACUCGUAUCCCCGCUGGCUCUGACACGCCGCCUUGUCUCAAGAUCAGCCACAAUACUUUCGAGACCAUGGAAAAGGCCAACUGGGAGUUUUUACGACUGUCUCUCCCAGUUAUUUGCCAAUCUUCUUUCAUUGACGAGCAUGAGAAGAUGAUGAGGUGGCAGGAAAUUAAAAUCAGACAGCACAGACUGCUGUCAGAGGCAGAUCAGGUGAACCCUGGACACAUCGAGCAUAUCAUGAAAACUGGAGGUUUCAACAUGAAUGAUAUCAAGAGCCUCCAGAGGGGAAUGUCGGAGGACGGCCCUGAAUCCGAUGAGAUAGGAAGACCUGGGUUCCCUAACAGGCCACCGCGUAGGGCAUCAGUAUCCAAAGUCAAUGGAUAUGACAGCGCCGAUCCUGGCAAAAGAGCUUUGAGUGAAAAUCCAACAAAUGGUGUGGAAGAAGGAGAUGACAAGAAAAAGAGAGGAAGAUCUCCGUUUAGGUUCUUCUCAAAGAAAAAUCGAGACGCUAGCAACGAACGCAGCAAGAAAGUAGGACACACCUUAGAAGUGCCUUCUGACCGCAGCAAGCCGAUUGACAUGAAGAAUAAAAAUACCGCUGUUUCGCUUUCAUCAGUAAUGCUCAAAGCCAAUAUUUUAAAAAACUAAUAUUAUAUUUAAUUUUAAUUUAAGACCGACUUGAAGCUAGUACCACCAGCAGUGCCAGACAGGCAGCAACCUAAAGCUCUGAGUGGAUCACUUUCUACAUCAAAGAUCGAGACAGUCGGCAACGAGAUGUAUGAUGCUGAGUGCCUCAAGUUGAUCAACGAAUACUUCUAUGGAGUGCGGAUUUUCCCUGGUCAAGAUCCAACUCACGUUUAUGUCGGCUGGGUGACCACCCAGUACCACCUGCACAGUACCGAGUUCAAUCAGGACAAAGUGAGGACUGCUGGGGUCUAUAUCGUGAACGACUAUGAAGAAAUCGCUGAGAGCGUCGAGCGUCAGAGCUGCUACAUGUUGAGAGCCGACGAGCUCUAUAACGAGGUUACGAACGACGCCUCAGGCAAAGGAGCCAGCCAGGGCAUGUUUGUUGGCUGUUGCUUGGAUACUGCCACUGGAUACAUGACCUUCCAGUGCGAAGGAAAAGAAACCAAGCACAAGUACAAGAUGGAGCCAGGAACGAAACUGUUCCCUGCCAUUUUUGUAGAAGCCACAAGCAAAGACAUUAUGCAAAUCGAGCUCGGCAGAACUUCCACCACACUGCCUUUGUCGGCUGCUGUUCUUCAGAACUCUGAGAAGCACGUCAUCCCUCAGUUCCCGCCCAGACUCAAAGUGCAGUGCCUGAAGCCACACCAAUGGGCUAGAGUGCCAAAUCAGAGCCUCCAAGUGCACGCUCUCAAGCUGUCCGACAUCAGAGGCUGGAGUAUGUUGUGCGAAGAUGCCAUUUCAAUGCUGGCCUUGCACAUUCCUGAAGAAGACAGAUGCAUUGACAUUCUCGAGCUCAUUGAAAUGGAACGUCUUCUCAGCUUCCAUUCGCACAGUUUGACUUUGUACGCGGCUUUGUGCUUCCAAUCUAACUACCGCGCUGCACACACACUGUGCCAGCACGUUGGACAAAAUCAGCUUCUGUACGCAAUCAGAUCUGAGUACAUGUCCGGACCGUUACGUAGAGGAUUUUAUGACCUACUUAUUGCACUACAUCUUGAAUCUCACGCGACAACCAUGGACGCUUGCAAGAACGAAUAUAUUGUGCCACUCAGUGCUGAUCUGAAAGAAAUCUACAGCGACUCUGACAUGUGCCACAGCUUGCAUUCGCUCAAGGCUGAAUCGGUGCAGCCUACGAUGAAAAUGACCGACAUCAAUGAAACAAUAGACAAUAUCAUGAAUCUGUACAGCCCUUACUUCCCGCUGGAAGAACUAAGAGAUUUCGCCAUGACUGCACUGCAAGAGGCCGUCAAAAUCAACCAAGUUCACAACCGAGAUCCAGUGGGCGGCAGCAAUGAAAAUCUUUUCCUGCCCUUGCUGAAACUCACUGACAGGCUUUUGCUUGUUGGUACACUGUGCGACGAAGACGUUGAAAAGCUGCUGAUCAUGAUAGAUCCAGAGACUUGGGACCCUUCUUAUGAUAAAGAGGGCAAGGACGAACACCGUAAAGGUUUGCUCAGCAUGAAAAUGGCUGAAGGAGCCAAGCUGCAAAUGUGCUACUUGCUGCACCACUUGUGCGACAUUCAGCUGAGGCACCGUGUAGAAUCGAUCGUUGCUUUCAGCCACGACUACAUGGGAGAAAUUCAAACCGAUCAACUGAGACGCUACAUUGAAAUUAAAGCUUCUGAUCUGCCAUCAGCCAUUGCUGCGAAAAAGACCAAAGAGUUCCGUUGUCCACCUAGAGACCAGAUGAACGCCAUUCUUGGCUUUAAGAACUUGGAGGAGGAGGAAAAGGAAAAUUGCCCUCUUGGCGAUGACCUGCGAGAGAAAUUGCAAGGCCAGCAUGAGGGUCUCAUGUCUAUCGUUUCCCUUGAGGCUUUGAAAGAGCCUGAAGAAGAGAGUGAUGCGGACAAAGUAAAGCCAGGACCGGUCCAGCGACUUUACAACUUGAUCAAUGCCGUGAAAGAGCUUGAGGAGGAACCGAAGGAGGAGCCUGAGCCUGUCAAAAAGACACCUGAGGAAAUAUUCCGCAAGGUCUUAAUAAAAACCAUGGUAAGGUGGGCGGAAGAAGCCAUGAUCGAGACUCCAAAACUCGUGUCAGAGAUGUUCGAUCUGCUUGUGCGACAGUACGACACAGUUGGCCAGUUGAUCAGGGCUCUUCAAAAAACCUACGUUAUUGCUUCGAAAACAAAGUCAGACGUGGAGCAAAUGUGGGUUGGACUGAGCCAGAUUAGAGCCCUUUUGCCUGUGCAAAUGUCCCAGGAAGAAGAGGCCCUCAUGCGCACAAGGCUGUGGAAAAUGGUGAACAACCGCACCUUCUUCCAACACCCUGACCUUAUCAGGGUCCUCAGAAACCACGAAAACGUCAUGGCCGUGAUGAUGAACACUCUCGCCAGACGUGCUCAGGGCCAGUCCGACCAACAGGCUCAGGCUGCUGGUGGCGAAGGAGAAGUGGCUGCACCCAAAGAGAAGGAUACUUCUCACGAGAUGGUGGUGGCUUGCUGCAGGUUCCUCUGCUAUUUCUGCCGAACGUCUAGGCAGAACCAGAAAGCAAUGUUUGACCACCUUGCAUUCUUGCUGGAGAACAGCAACAUCCUGCUCUCUAGACCUUCUUUGCGAGGCAGCACGCCUUUGGACGUUGCUAUUUCCUCUCUAAUGGAGAACACGCAGCUUGCACUCGCUCUCCGAGAGCACUACUUGGAAAAAAUUGCAAUUUAUCUUUCCCGUUGCGGUCUGCAGUCCAACUCUGAAUUAGUUGAGAAGGGCUACCCUGACCUUGGCUGGGAUCCAGUCGAGGGCGAGCGUUACCUCGACUUCCUGCGUUUCUGCGUUUGGGUCAACGGCGAGAGCGUUGAAGAAAAUGCCAAUUUGGUUAUUCGUCUGCUGAUUAGACGGCCAGAGUGCCUGGGUCUUGCCCUUCGAGGCGAGGGAGAAGGUUUGCUUAAUGCCAUCAUUGACGCCAACAAGAUGUCGGAGAGGAUCACCAUUCAGAGGAAACUAAUGGAUGAAGCAGAGGGCACGAUUGCCGCUGGCCAAUUCGACCACCCCUUACCGGAGGGUGAGGACGACGAAGACUACAUCGACACAGGCGCAGCGAUCCUCAACUUCUACUGCACACUGGUCGACCUGCUUGGAAGGUGCGCACCUGACGCGUCUGUGAUUGCUCAGGGCAAGAACGACUCAUUGCGAGCUCGUGCCAUUCUGCGUUCCCUGGUGCCCUUGGAGGAUCUUCAGGGCGUGUUGAGCCUCAGGUUCACCCUCCAGGUGCCUGCUGCCGGCGAGGAGCCACCGAAGAGCGAUAUCCCAUCCGGAUUGAUUCCCGGGCACAAGCAGAGCGUGGUUCUGUUCUUGGAACGUGUGUACGGUAUUGAAACGCAAGAACUCUUCUAUAGACUACUCGAAGAUGCUUAUCUGCCCGAUUUGAGGACGGCGACAAUGCUGGACAAGAAUGACGGCCACGAAUCUAGCAUGGGUCUCGCGAUGAACCGCUACAUCGGCAACUCGAUUUUGCCGCUGCUGAUCCAGCACUCUGCUUUUUACAACGAAGCCGACAAUUAUGCCAGUCUGUUGGACGCCACUCUGCACACUGUGUAUAGGCUCUCCAAGAACAGGAUGCUCACCAAGGGACAGAGAGAAUCUGUCUCGGACUUUUUAGUAGCACUGACCAGUCAAAUGCAGCCAAGCAUGCUUCUGAAACUGCUGCGGAAGCUUACUGUGGACGUUUCAAAGCUGUCCGAGUACACCACUGUUGCCCUCAGACUCUUGACUCUGCAUUACGAGCGCUGUGCCAAAUACUACGGCUCCACCUCUGUUUCUCAGAGCAUCUACGGAGCUUCGAGCGACGAGGAAAAGCGCCUCACUAUGGUUUUGUUCAGCAACAUUUUCGACUCUUUGUCUAGGAUGGAGUACGACCCUGAAUUGUUUGGAAAAGCCCUGCCCUGUCUGACAGCCAUUGGCUGCGCCCUGCCCCCUGACUACACCUUGUCCAAGAACAACGACGAGGAGUGCUACGGAAUCAAGUCUUGCAGUCCCGACGGCCCCUACGACCCUCAACCAAUCGAUACUAGCGUUGUCCAACUGAAUAACGACCUGUCUAACAUCAUCCAGAAGUUCAGCGAGCACUACCACGAUGCGUGGGCUAGCAGAAAGCUGGAGAGCAGCUGGCAGUAUGGAGAACAAUGGUCGGACUCAUCAAAGACACACCCAAGGCUCAAGCCGUACAAUAUGCUGGCUGAAUAUGAACGGGAACGCUACCGUGACCCAGUCAGGGAGUCCAUGAAGGCAUUGCUGGCAAUUAAUUGGAGCGUAGAGCACGCUGAGGUGGAAGACGAGUCAAGCCGCAACUCGGGACGAAGAGCCUCCAAGGGUCCUGGGGACUCGAACAAUCCAUUCGACUACCACCCUCGCCCGGUGGACAUGACCAACUUGACCCUUAGCAGAGAAAUGCAGAACAUGGCUGAGCGCCUGGCCGAAAAUGCCCACGAUAUCUGGGCCAAGAAGAAGAAGGAGGAGCUCAUUGCGUGCGGUGGUGCUGUGCAUCCUCAACUUGUGCCUUACGACCUCCUGACCGACAAGGAGAAGAGGAAGGACCGCGAACGUUGCCAAGAGUUCCUCAAGUACCUACAAUACCAAGGUUUCAAGUUGCACAAGCCUACUCGAGGUGGAUCGGUUGAAAGCGAGGGUGGAGCUGCAAACGCUGCGAUUGAGUUGCGCUUUGCCUACAGCCUGCUGGAGAAGCUUAUCCAGUACACGGAUACUGCCUCCAUCAGCAUGAAACUGUACAAACCCUCCACAACAUUCAGCAGGAGGAACAGUUUCAAAACCUGCACGAGAGAUAUCAAAUUUUUCUCAAAGGUUGUGCUUCCAUUGGUGGAAAAGUAUUUCAGCGCUAACAGAAGCUAUUUCAUCGCUGUAGCAACCGCUACUCACACUGAAGGCGCAGCGUCGCUCAAGGAAAAAGAAAUGGUCGCAAGUCUGUUCUGCAAACUGGCCAACUUGUUAAGAACCAAACUAGCUGCCUUUGGCGCUGACGUGAGGAUCACUGUGCGCUGCUUGCAAGUACUUGUAAAAUCCAUCGAUGCCAAGUCCUUGGUGAAGAACUGCCCUGAGUUUAUUCGCACCUCCAUGUUGACUUUCUUCAACAACACAGCUGAGGAUCUUGGCCACACAGUUCUCAACUUGCAGGAGGGCAAAUACAGCUACUUAAGAGGAACCCACCUGAAGACCUCCACUUCUCUGCAAUACGUUGACGGAGUCAUUUUGCCAGUUCUAACAGAAAUGUUUGAUCACUUGGCGGCAUGUGAAUACGGCUGCGAUCUGUUGCUUGAUGAAAUUCAGUGCGCAGCCUACAAGAUUCUGGCCAGCUUAUACACGCUCGGAACUGACGGCUCGCUAACAAAUGAUAGGAAAUUCCUGAAAGUCGAGUUGGGCAGGCACAGGCCCGCACUUGGAAGCUGCCUCGGCGCCUUUUCAUCUUGUUUCCCUGUGGCUUUCUUGGAGCCUCAUCUCAACAAACAGAAUCACUUCUCCAUCCACUUCAGAAUGGCUGAUCAUUCGCUCGAAGCUCAAGACGUGAUGGCCAGAAUGGACCAGAUAAUGCCAACAUUGGAGACAGUGUUGGGCCAAGUGGAAUCGUACGUCGAGUCUGAGAGCGCGCACUCUGAAGCCCCUCACAUCAUUGACGUAAUUUUGCCAAUGCUCUGCUCUUAUCUUCCCUUCUGGUGGUCGCAAGGCCCAGAUAAUGUUGGUGCCAACCCUGGAGGAACUUAUGUUACCAUGGUGACGAGUGAGCAGAUGAACCAGCUGCUGAAGAACGUUUUGAAAAUGAUCAAGAAGAACAUAGGCAAUGAAAAUGCACCAUGGAUGACAAGGAUUGCUGCGUACACACAGCAGAUUAUUAUCAACUCUUCCGAAGAGUUGCUGAAGGACGUGUUCUUGCCUUUGGCUGAAAGGGUGCGCAAGAGGACGGACAACAUGUUCCACAAAGAGGAGUCCAUGAGAGGAUUCCUCAAAUCAUCUGCGGACGAUACCUCUCAGCUGGAGUCACAGAUCCAGGAAGAUUGGCAACUGCUUGUCCGUGAUAUUUAUGCAUUUUAUCCUCUUCUCAUCAAGUAUGUCGACUUGCAAAGAAAUCACUGGCUCAGGAAUAACAUUUCCGAGGCUGAGGAUUUAUACAACCACGUUGGAGAAAUUUUCAAUAUUUGGUCCAAGUCUCAGUACUUCUUGAAAGAAGAGCAAAACUUUAUUUCCGCCAAUGAAAUUGACAACAUGGUGCUGAUAAUGCCGACGUCCACGUCAAGAAGGUCAGCAGUUGUGAGUGACGGAGGAGCAGUUCAGGGCGGUGGAAAGAAAAAGAAAAAGAACCGCGAAAAGAAGAAAAACAAAGACAAAGAGCUGCAGGCGUCGCUGAUGGUGGCGUGCUUAAAACGUCUUUUGCCUGUUGGGUUAAAUCUGUUUGCUGGAAGAGAGCAGGAGCUAGUUCAGCACUGCAAGGACAGAUAUUUGAAGAAACUGCCAGAGUAUGAAAUCGUUGAUUUUGCAAAGACCCAAUUAACUCUGCCUGACAAAAUCGACCCUGCGGAUGAAAUGUCUUGGCAGCACUAUCUGUACUCGAAGCUGGGAAACAAGAAGGAGCCAGAAGGCGAAAUUGCUGGAACACCACCAAACCUGAGCGAAAAGACCAAAAUUAUUGACGAAGUGGUUGAGCGCAUCGUGGCGAUGGCCAAAGUACUCUACGGUCUGCACAUGAUCGACCACCCACAACAACAACAGAAAGGCGUCUAUCGCUCUGUUGUUUCGAUACAACGCAAACGAGCCGUCAUUGCCUGCUUCAGACAGGCAACACUCCAUUCACUUCCCAGGCACCGGGCUAUCAAUUUCUUCCUGCGCUCAUAUCACGAGCUCUGGUUGGAGGAUGAAAAUGUUGGAACUGAAAUUAUGAUCGAAGAUUUGACACAAUCAUUUGAAGAUUCUGAGCUCAAUAAGGGCGAGGAGGAAGAAGAGGGAAAACCAGAUCCUCUGAACCAGUUGGUCACCAACUUCUGUAGAGGAGCUAUGACUGAGCGAAGCGGCGCCCUGCAGGAAGAUCCUCUUUAUAUGAGCUACGCCGAAAUCAUGGCCAAGUCCUGCGGCGAAGAGGAAGAGGAAGGUGGAGAUGAGGGCGGCGAAGGAGAAGAGGGAGGAGCAUCCAUCCACAGGGCUAUGGACAAACUAAUGGAGCAAGAGAUGGAAAAGCAAAAGCUGCUCUUCCACCAAGCGCGCCUCGCCAACCGAGGAGUGGCAGAGAUGGUGCUCCUUCACAUUUCCGCCAGCAAAGGUCAGCAGAGCGAAAUGGUGAUGAAGACCCUGCAGCUGGGCAUUUCAGUCCUACGAGGCGGUAAUCUGGACAUCCAGAUGGGCAUGCUGAACCAUCUGAAGGAAAAGAAGGACGUCGGCUUCUUCACUUCCAUCGCCGGCUUGAUGAACUCUUGCAGUGUGCUAGACUUGGAUGCCUUUGAGCGAAACACAAAGGCCGAAGGACUGGGCUGUGGUGCCGACGGUGCCGCUGGUGAAAAGAACAUGCACGACGCUGAAUUCACCUGCGCCCUGUUCAGAUUCAUUCAGCUGACCUGCGAGGGUCACAACCUAGAGUGGCAGAACUACUUGAGGACGCAGGCCGGCAACACUACUACUGUCAACGUGGUUAUUUGCACGGUCGAUUAUCUGCUGCGUCUGCAGGAGUCAAUCAUGGACUUUUACUGGCACUACUCGAGCAAAGAGCUCAUCGAUCCGGCAGGAAAGGCAAACUUCUUCAAAGCCAUCGGGGUCGCUAGUCAAGUUUUCAACACACUGACUGAAGUUAUUCAGGGUCCUUGCACACAGAACCAGCAGGCACUUGCUCAUUCAAGAUUGUGGGAUGCUGUUGGUGGCUUCCUCUUCCUCUUUUCGCAUAUGCAAGAUAAAUUAUCAAAGCAUUCAAGUCAAGUGGACCUUCUCAAGGAACUGCUAAACUUGCAAAAAGACAUGAUUACAAUGAUGCUUUCCAUGCUUGAAGGUAACGUUGUGAAUGGUACCAUUGGUAAACAGAUGGUGGACACUUUAGUCGAAAGUGCGUCCAAUGUUGAGCUGAUUUUGAAAUACUUCGAUAUGUUCCUUAAACUGAAAGACCUGACUGAAUCUGCCAGUUUCAAGGAAGUGGAUUUGAACAAAGACGGAUGGGUGUUCCCCAAAGACUUUAAGGAAAAAAUGGAACAAUCUAAAAACUACACAGAAGAGGAAAUCAGUUUCCUUCUGGCCUGUUGCGAGACCAACCAUGAUGGAAAAAUCGACUACGUUACCUUUACCGAGAGCUUCCAUGAGCCUGCGACUGAAAUCGGCUUUAACUUGGCUGUGCUGUUGACGAACCUUUCUGAACAUAUGCCAAACGAACCUCGUUUGGCACGAUUCUUGGAGACUGCUGGCAGUGUACUUAACUAUUUUGAGCCUUUCCUUGGAAGGAUUGAAAUUCUGGGUGGUAGCAAAAAAAUCGAGCGUGUCUACUUUGAAAUCAAAGACACAAAUAUCGAGCAAUGGGAGAAACCCCAGAUUAAGGAAUCCAAACGUGCGUUCUUCUAUUCCAUUGUCACCGAAGGUGGUGAUAAAGAAAAACUGGAGGCCUUUGUAAACUUCUGCGAGGAUGCCAUCUUUGAAAUGCAGCACGCAAGUGGGCUCAUGUCCACUGACGAAUCUGGAGGCGCAGGAAAGUCACGUGAAACCUCCUACAGCUACCUUUCUGAAGAGGACGAAGAAAAGCAAGCAAGUCCUCUCCAGAAGGGCGUUCAGUCCGCAAAGGGUGCUAUCCACACUUGUCUUGCCAUGCUGUCGCCUGCCAAUUUGAAACUUAAGUUGGCCGAAAUUCAGCAAAUGAGUGGCCCUGAACUUGUGGUUGGCUUCUUCAAGAUGUUCUUCUAUAUAUUCUACUACUUCGGAUUUGGCGUUGCGACUAUUAUUAAGUACUUUACUGGCAUGCUAAUGUCAUUGAUGCGAGGACCACAGGUCGAGGAACCAGUUGCAGAAGUUAAGGAGGAAGAAAAGAUCGGUAUGAGAAGACACGCGCUGCCAGCACCUGCGGUUCCAGCGGCAGAAGAACCACCACCUGGUCAACUUGCACUUCCGGAAGCUCAGAAGGAUGCUGCGGAUGGAGGCGAAGGAGAUGCCGCUGCUCCAAAGGCAGCUGCGGAGGGACAAGGCGAGGCCCCUGUCGGAGAAGGAGGCGAAGAGCUCAAGGCGGAAGGUGGUGAAGGCGGCGCUAUUUCAAUUUCUGACCUCCUAGGCGGAGAGCAAGCCAAGCUGGCGGCCGCUGCAGCAGCAGACGCAGCUGCCCAACAACAGGCAGCAAUGGCAGCUAUCGAAGCCGAGCAUAAGCAGGAAACUGUCAAAGAAACUUCUCCUGUCUCGCAGAUCAACUUUGGCGAGUACACCAAGCGCUUCGUUAGCUACCUGGCCAGGAACUUCUACACCAUGAAAUACGUUGCUCUCGUUUUGGCGUUCAGCAUCAACUUCAUGCUUCUCUUCUACAAGGUGACGACUCUGGGCGAAGAUGAUGAAGACGACGACGGUGGAGCUUCUCAACAGAUGGACGACCUGCUUGAUGAAUUGUCAGGCGAGGCGGUGAAUUCGACUGAGGGUCUUGACGAUGGCGACGACGAGGACGAAGAAGACCCGAUUGAAUUGGUGCAUGUGGAUGAGGACUUCUUCUACAUGGAACAUGUGCUGCGUCUGAUGGCCUUCAUUCACUCCAUGGUUUCUUUGGCGAUGCUCAUUGCAUACUACCACCUCAAGGUUCCUCUGGCCAUCUUCAAGCGCGAAAAGGAAAUUGCUCGACGACUUGAAUUUGACGGAUUGUACAUUGCUGAACAGCCCGAGGACGAUGACAUCAAAUCACACUGGGACAAGCUCGUCAUUUCAGCAAAGUCGUUCCCUGUCAACUAUUGGGAUAAGUUUGUUAAGAAGAAGGUGCGCACAAAGUACAGCGAGACAUACGAUUUUGACGCCAUUAGCAACAUGCUUGGAAUGGAAAAGACCUCGUUUACUGCGGCUGAUGAAGAAAAGCCAACUGGAAUUCUUAACAUGAUUCUCAAUAUUGACUGGCGCUACCAGGUUUGGAAAGCGGGAGUCACCAUCACAGAUAACGCUUUCCUGUACAGCUUGUGGUACUUCACCUUCUCUAUUCUCGGCAACUUCAACAAUUUCUUCUUUGCUGCCCACUUGCUUGACGUGGCUGUUGGUUUUAAGACUCUGAGGACAAUUCUGCAGUCAGUAACGCACAACGGAAAACAGCUCGUCCUUACUGUCAUGCUGCUGACGAUCAUUGUGUACAUUUACACCGUCAUCGCGUUCAACUUCUUCCGCAAAUUCUACAUCCAAGAUGAGGAUGACGUGGUGGACAAAAAAUGCCACGACAUGGCUACUUGCUUCGUCUUCCACUUGUACAAAGGAGUUCGAGCUGGUGGCGGCAUUGGUGAUGAAAUCGGAUCUCCCGAUGGCGACGAGUACGAGGUUUAUCGCAUCCUUUUCGACAUCACUUUCUUCUUCUUCGUCAUUGUCAUCCUGCUGGCUAUCAUUCAGGGUUUGAUCAUUGACGCCUUUGGUGAGCUCCGUGACCAGCUUGAGAGCGUGAAGGAGGACAUGGAGUCCAACUGCUUCAUCUGCGGCAUAGGGAAAGACUACUUUGAUAAAGUACCGCACGGAUUCGACACCCACGUUGCUCAAGAGCAUAAUCUAGCAAAUUACAUGUUCUUCCUGAUGCACUUGAUCAACAAACCAGACACUGAGUACACAGGUCAGGAGACAUACGUGUGGAACAUGUACCAACAAAGGUGCUGGGACUUCUUCCCAGUUGGUGACUGCUUCAGGAAGCAGUAUGAGGACGAGUUGGGCGGAGGCGGAGGAUAAUUGAUGGGCCCAGCAGAACUCAAGUCACCUUGUGUUUUUGUAUAAAUUUCUCAAAUCAAAUGUUCUGAUUGAAAACAUGUUUUCCUUGUAAUGUUUAAUCCUUAGAGUACUUCCCGUCCAUCUCGAGUGGCUCUUGAACCUAUCUAAUUAGGUAUUUGUUUACUUGUUAAGUAUAUCACGUUUGAUAUAAAAGCGACUUCAAAAGCAGUGCAGGAAAUGGUUGCUGGUUUUCUUGUGCUUCUUGAUAAUAAAUUAACAAGCCUUUUAA
Molecule: messenger RNA, 15816 nt
Organism: Cloeon dipterum
Lineage: Eukaryota; Metazoa; Arthropoda; Insecta; Ephemeroptera; Baetidae
Gene: RyR
Product: Ryanodine receptor
Exons: 92
Biological process (GO): intracellular calcium ion homeostasis; release of sequestered calcium ion into cytosol by sarcoplasmic reticulum; striated muscle contraction
Cellular component (GO): sarcoplasmic reticulum membrane; calcium channel complex; smooth endoplasmic reticulum
Molecular function (GO): ryanodine-sensitive calcium-release channel activity; protein binding
Source: RefSeq, a predicted model, not a curated record